This is a messenger RNA of Chelonia mydas (Green sea turtle), 1579 nucleotides long. Its product is annotated as putative surface protein SACOL0050. Bases 12 to 1028 code for a protein of 338 amino acids. Lineage: Eukaryota; Metazoa; Chordata; Testudines; Cheloniidae. The transcript has 2 exons. The record is from RefSeq and is a predicted model, not a curated record.
UUGGCAGCACCAUGAAGUCAAGGGGCCUCUUUCUCCUCCUGGGGCUCUUCACCCUCUGGACAGCGCUACAGGGUGCACCAACACAAAGGAUCCCUGGCACAGCUUCUCCUCUCCAUGGCGAUGACCCAGGGGGAAACAUAUCAGAAGAAGAUGAGCUGAAGGAAAAACUUGUGUUGGGGGCAACAAAACCGGUGCCUGGAGCAGAACCUGAGUCUAAUGGAAAACCGGUGUCUAGUGCAGAACCUCUAUCCAGCGAAAACCCCGUGUCUGUUGUAAAACCUAGAUCCAGUGGAGAACCUGAAUCUGAUGAAAGACCUGUGUAUGGUGGGAGAGGAGAUGAUGAUUCUGACCUGCAGGAUGGUGACUCUGACGGGGAUGAUGACUUUGAUGGGGGAGAUGAUGAUUCUGACCUGCAGGAUGGUGGCUCUGACGGGGAUGGUAACUUUGACGGGGGAGAUGAUGAUGAUGAUAAUGUGAGGGACGGUGACUUUACCGAGGCUGAUGACGUUGAUGGAGGAGAUGAUGAUUCUAAUGUGAGGGAUACUCGCUCUGAUGGGGCUGAUGACUUUGACGCGGGAGAUGUCGAUUCUUACCUGCGGGAUGGUGGCUCUGAUGGGGGAGAUGAUGAUGCUAAUGUGAGAGACGGUGACUUUGCUGGGGUUGAGGACUUUGACGGGGGAGAUGAUGAUGAUUAUAAUGUGAGUGACAGUGACUCUGACAGGGCAGAUGAUGAUGAUGAUGAUGAUGAUGCUGUGAGGGACGGUGACUUUGACGGGGGAGAUGAUGAUGAUGAUGCUGUGAGGGACGGUGACUUUGACGGGGGAGAUGAUGAUGAUGAUGCUGUGAGGGACGGUGACUUUGACGGGGGAGAUGAUGAUGAUGAUGAUUCUAAUGUGAGGGAUACUCGCGCUUAUGUGGAUGAUGACUUUGACACAGGAGAUGUCGAUUCUUUCCUGCAGGAUGGUGGCUCUGAAGGGGGUGACGACUUUGGUGAGGCUGAUGAUGGGUCUGAGGGUUCAGAGUAUUAAGGGGAGUGUCCUCAGACCUCAUUGACCCGGACAUGGAAACCUUCUGAUAUCAGAUCAGCCGGCAAAUACAUUCCUGGCAACAAGAGCCUCUCUUUCCUGUUUGACUUUUUCCAGCUUUCCCUUUUCUUUUACUACUGAUUGCCUGGGAACAUGCUGCCUCCUCGAAUGACAAGGUUACUGCUCAGGGAUCACUCUCUCUGGGUGAAGGAAAUCAAUGUUCAGGGAUCUUCGCUCCCUGGCUUGAGUAGGGUGCAAGGGGACGUUGGGGUUCUCUUUCUAGGCUCUUACUCUAAGCUCGUCACCCUAGUGUCUGAGCACUUUGAUUCAGCUUUCAGGUCAUUUUUUCUUGAGAUAUAUUUUCUUUCUUAUUAAAUCUUUCCUGAUGGGUUAGCCAGCCCCUGGCACUGAUGUUCUCCACUCCUAGCAGUGUUCCAGAUUCAGGCCAGUUCUUCUCAGAUACCUGUCCCAUCGCAUGGUGCACCCAGAGCCAUUCCCUCUGGACACCUUCAGUCUGGGCCUGGGGCCAGUGUCUUCCUCUGGCAGCCGGAAUU